AUGACCGUCAUUGAGACUCAGCUCCAACAACACAACGAUUGCCUCCAGCGCCUCAAGCUUGAGGGUGCUAGCGGUAGCAUCACCGCUGAAGAGCGUGCUUGGCUGCCUUCCAUCCCGGCAUCGGCGUCGGACGAGUCGAUCCGCCAUGAGCUGGAAACCAAGGGCGUUGUUCACAUCAAGGGAGUGAUGCCGCGCGAGUUCGUACUCGAGGCGCGCAGAAAGUACUUUGAAUGGGUAGAACCUACACAUAUCCUCAAGGAAGGUACCGACCCGAAGGAAGGUAUCUGGGCGGCCGGCGACCGGGACCCGAACCACUUUGUGCCACCCGCAGGCGCUGGGUACAUUGAGAUGAACCCCCAGGCCGCUGUCUACAUUGAUCGCGCGUGGGACAUGCUGGACGAGGAGUGGCCCAAGGACUUUUGCUCAAACCAGUAUAUCAAGACAAUGGUCACACGCAUCCACCACGACUGGCACGAGCCGUUCUGCUUCAAGCGCCAGAUCUGGCGCACCAAUGUCCCCCACGCAAAGGGCACCUCGACCGGCGUACACUAUGACCACAUUUUCCUCCGUGGUGGGCCCCCGACAGCUAUUACCGCCUGGGUACCCGUAGGCGACUGCACGCCGGAGAUGGGCGGACUGAUGUACCUCGAAAAUUCGAUCCCAAUUGCUCAGAAGAUUGAAGACGACUUCACCGAGCUGGGCAAGGCAAAGGGCUUUACAGAAGACGAUUUGGUGUAUGCGUUCAACUCCAACAUGGACGCUACGGGUAUGCUUUCGAUGGACCCCGGAACGUUUGGCCAGCAGUUUGGCGAGAAUAGGAAAUGGCUCAUUGGCGACUAUGAAGCAGGUGAUAUCGUAUUCCACCACUCGAUGAUGAUCCAUGCCAGCGGGUCCAACCUCGAUCCGCAGGGCAGGAUCCGUCUGUCCACCGACUUGCGCUACGGCGACCGCAACCACCCGUACGAUGCUCGCUGGGACCAGGACCGUAUGCGUCCGGGUGAUCGCCUGUAG
Molecule: messenger RNA, 1011 nt
Organism: Apiotrichum porosum
Lineage: Eukaryota; Fungi; Basidiomycota; Tremellomycetes; Trichosporonales; Trichosporonaceae
Exons: 3
Coding region: 1-1011 (336 amino acids)
Source: RefSeq, a predicted model, not a curated record